CGGCCGCAUCCUUUCCGUCGUCCACCCACAACCGCCAUCGAGGAGCUCAGCACUCGAAUCCUCGUCGCACACACCAAGGCCUCUUCAUCAUCCCUUCGCCGUCUGGUCGCGCGGAUGCAGCGCCAUUGACGACCAGCCUGGCAUCGGCUGCGAUGAUGACGACGGCAACGCCCGCCGCCUCCGACCAAACGGUGGGAGGAAGCGGCGGCGGCGGCACCAGCAGCAGCACCACCACCACCAAGGACGAGCAGCCAUCCACGUCCAUGACGGCGGCGAAAGCAUCAUCCCCUCCUACACCAGCAACAGCAGCAACAGCAUCAACGUCAACACUAGCAAUAUCAUCAUCGUCGUCGUCGUCGUCGUCUUCAGCACCAGCAAUAGCAGCGCCAGAGCCAGAGAUCUCGGCACCCUUGGCAUUGAAUGAAUGCCUAGCUCCAGUCGUAUCGACACCUCUUGCUGAGCCCAAAGAAGAGCUCAACGAGGAGCAUGCGAGGCUACUCGCCUCAUUUGCAGCCGGUCAUGGACUCGAUCUCGGCCCUGUAGCCUCCUCCUCAUCUGUCCCAGCAGCCGCGAUGCAGACACCACUGCAGCAGCAGCAGAUGCUCAAGAAGGAAGACGACGACGACGACGACGAUGACGCUUGGGGCAAUGCUUUCUCAUCAGAUGAGGGCGCUCACCCCAUGCAAGCGCCACAAGGCCCCAUCCAAGCCUACGCCAAGAUCGACUUCCCCGGCUUCUCCAUCUACAUCCAGACGCUCGAGGUCACCAUCGGCAGACGACCAGCCAAGCUCAAGCAGGCCCACUCGAUGGCCCAACCACGAGCCAUCGAUGGAAGCAGCAGGGUGGCAGGCGAUGUCGAUAUCGAUCUGGGAAACGUCAAGUCUAUCUCGCGAUGCCAUGCCGUCAUCUACUUCCACGCUGGACCAUUUCAUCCGAUGCCCUACCCUUCUGGAGCGCCUGCUGGACCUAUGUUCCGUGGUUUCGAGUCGUAUGGACCCUACUGGCGCGAGUCACAUCAGCAGCUACGUGAUCUCUUUGUCAUCCGCAUAGAGGGCAAGCAUGGAGCAAUGGUUGACGAUGUCUACAUCAGGCAAGGCGGCGUUGUUCAGCUGAGCAAGAGGACCAAAAUUCAGAUUGCAGAGCGAGUCUUCUACUUUGUCUUGCCACCCAAUGUUGGACCCGGGGGACAUGCAGCAAUGAUGAAGGAGCUGGGCUCGCUCUCGCCAUCCGAGGACGACAGUGACAGCGAGAGCGAAGAAGACUCAUCAGAGGCCGAGGACUCGUCGGAGCUAUCAGAGGUAGAUAGCGAUGCAGCCAAUGCGGACCCAUCCGGAUCAGGAGGGGCAAAGAAGCGCAGACCAAAGCUCAUUCUCAAACGGCGCAAGAGCAAGGCACAGGCAGAUGGCAUGGACGUCGACUCAGAUCACGAGAGCGGGGGCGAAGGAUCAACGAGCAAGAAAAGCAAACACUCGUCCAAGGGCAAAUCCAAAGGUAUGCCGAGCUGGACACAGGGUGUUGGGGUUGCCAAUCGGAAAAGAAAACGCGGCGAUGCACCGUCAGAAGACGAGCAGCCGGAGGCUUUGGCCGUUGGUACGCCAAUCGGCAUUGAAGCUUUGGAGGCGGAAAAGCGGGCAAAGGCGGCCAAGAAGCGGUUGCUCAAGGCGCAAGAGAUGCGGGCGCAAGCGCAAGACGAUCCGAGCAAGGCCGAGGAAGCGGCGAGACUGGAGGCUGCAGUAGAGGAGGAAGCAGCCGGAGUAGAAAUCAAUGGCAAGGGUAAAGGCAAAGGAAAGGGCAAAGGCAAAGGCAAGAUACCAGGCAAGUCGUACGCCACCAAAUCGGUGCCGGCGCCGGCAGCAGCUGCGGGAGAGCCGGCGCCCAGCGGUGCAGAGACGCCAGCUACGUCGGUUGGUGCGACUACCACCGCGAGCAAUACACCUGCUGCUCCAGAAGGCGAACAGAAGAAGGAGAGCGGAGAAGUGGCCGCAGCGAACGCAGCUGCAGCACUAGAGCCGGCAAAUGGCCCAGCAAGCCAGCCUGCACCGGCUCCUCCUGCUGUACCGCCGGUGCCCGCCGAGCCACCUCCGCCGCCGCCACCGGCAGAGAAACCUGCCCUCUCCAACGUCGAGCUCAUUACCAUGGCCCUCGCCUCGCCCGAAGCGCAGUCUAAUGAGGGCAAGAUGACCCUGUUCGAGAUUUACGCCUGGCUGGAGAAGCGCUACGCCUGGUUCCGCGAGAAUGGCAAGCAUAACGAAAAGGAUUGGCAGUCUACAUUGCGCCACGCCAUUGCCUCGAGCAGGGACUUUGCCAAGAUCCCUCGCAAAGCUCACGAUAAGCAGGGCAAGGGGCAAUUCUACACGAUGGCCAAGAGCAGAUUGGCGAUUGAGCAUCAGGCCGAGGUUACGAGGUUGAGGGCUGAGGCGCAGAAGAAGGCUAGGGCGUCCCUAGAGGCGAGGGCACAGCAGGAAGCAGCGCAGGCUAUUGCGAAUGGGUUGACUCCAGAGGCUAUUGCGAAUGGUUUGGCCGGUAUCGCGCAGGCAUCGAGCGCGGCGCCUCUGCCCGUUUCAACGCCGAGCGCAGCUUCUCCCCCGGCUCAGAGUCCGGCUGCAACUGCCGCUCCCCCUGCAUCGGCAUCUGCGACGCCAGGCGUAUCAGCUUCAGCCGCCCAGGCAUCGCCAUCAAUGCCAGCGCCGAGGCCAGUGGCUCCAGCAGCCACUACGAUGGCCCCGUCAGCGAUGCCGUCACCAGCUCCGGUGAUAGCAAGACCAGCAGCGGCAGCGCCCCCUCCUACAGUGAGGCCACCAGUCAGCUCAGCCCCUACAUCACGGCCUCCUCCGCCAACCUCCACGCCACAAGUACGGCCAGGUCCAUCUACUGGUCCUCCUACCACGCCGUAUCGCCCUCCUGUGCCGACAUCGAUGCCCGCUCGACCACCGCCUUCGAUGCCUCGUCCACCGUUGCAGGUCAGACCGCCAGCAACAGCUACGCGACCGCCUCCACCACCCCCGCCCCCAGCAGCCGCCGGCAGCGCAACCAGCGGCAGUCCUGCCCCUCCGGCAAAGACGCCCACUCCAGGACCUUCCACUCCCAAGGCAGGCUCGCCCUCGACGCCUGGUGGCACGCCCAAACCAGUCGCUUGCGUACCCCUAGUCAUUGGCGCGCCACCUCCAGGCGCCGUGCUACCGAAGAAGGCAAAAGCAGCCGCAGGCUCAGUAGAGGCUCUGCUGGAUGCAGCGCCAAUCGUGCAUCACGACGGCAAGCUCUUCCUCUCUCCACCCGUUUUCGGUCAUCUCAGUCAGCAGCAGCUUUCCGAGAUCGAGAGAAUGGGUCCGCAGAAGGCUUUGCAGACACUACAAGGCUUGCUUGUUGAGCACCUCAAGUUCAAGGUACGGCAGCAGCAGCUCUCGCAGGGGAGAAAGAGCUCAUCCGCUAGCCCGGGGCCAACGUCAGCUGGUGGUGCAAGCCCUUCGCCUGCUCCGAGACCGCCGAUGGGUCGGCCACCUGCUCCAGGGGCGAGCACCCCUCGACCGGCAAUGCCGGCAGCCGCGGGUUCGCCUUCGUCACGACCGAUACCGACCCAGAUCCGUCCGCCUAUGCAAUCGUCUCGUCCAGCGAUGCCACCGGCACGGCCUGGUGCACCACGCCCGCCCAAUGCGAUCCGUCCACCAACAGCCAAUACGGCGACAACCAUUCGACCACCGAAUGCUCCCCCUCGCCCAGGUCAGGUAGCAGGUGGUGUGCGACCCCCCGCGACCACAAUGCGCCCACCGUACCCUCCAGGUGCAGGUCGUCCCUCAGCACCUCGCCCAGCGAUGCCAGGCAAUCGGCCCCCUCCACCCCCCGUCAAUCGCCUAGGCGGAGGCGGCAGUGGAGCACUUGCUGCCAGUCCACCCCCACCUGGUAGCCCAUUGGCAGCGCUGCACUCUCUGUCCUCUCAUCCGGAGGCUGCGGGUUUAAUCGCUGCGCUGAGGCAGCAAAGCCAGAGUGGUGAACCGCACAAGUUGCCGCAGCUGACGCCGGGGCAGAUCCAGCUGCUACAGAUGGCAAAUGCGAUCGCGGGUCAAGGGGCGGGACCCGCGCGUCCGCCGGGGGCACGGCCUCCCACGAGUACACUGGGCUCUGGAGCUGGUGCAGUCAGACCAGGAAUGGGAAGGCCGGCUGGUGCGGGACCGUCUCCUACGCCUCCGCCUGGUGGAGCUAUGCCUUCGCCGAGACCAACGAUGGGUGCGCCGAUGCCUCCGAGACCUGCGGGUGCUACUGCAUCUCCACGGCCAGCGGCAGGAGCAGCGGGCUCGCCACCGCCGGCUCGACCAGGUAUGGGAGCAGGCUCACCGACGCCAACGCCUCGCCCAAGGCUAGCAGCAGGCUCUCCCUCUCCAGGGCCGCAGGUGGUCCGCCCACCAGGUAGCAGCAGUUCUCCACGUCCUCCAACAGGCGUGCCCUCAACUCGUCCACGACCGCCAUUGCCACCUCCUCCGCCUUCGAGUAACGCCACACGGCCGCGUCCCCCUCCUGGGCCAUUGCCUGCUGUAAGACCGGCUUAUGCACCCACAGGACCUGCCGGCUCGCCGACUCAGGGCGCAAUCGGGGUGGUUCGACCGCCAGGAGUGGGCAGCGGUGCACCGCGGCCGCCCAUGCCUCGCAUACCACCACCGACGAUCAGGCCGCCGACAGCAUCUGCGUCUGCUGCUCAAACAGGGAGCCCAUCACCUCGGCCAUUGCCGGCCGCGGCGCCUGCUUCGACAGGUACUCCGUCGCCUAGGCCACCGCCUGCAGCACCAUCUGGCACCGCGGCGUCGACUACGGCGGCACCAGCAUCGAGCGCAAUCGCGACUCCAUCUGCUCCUACUUCGGCGCCUCCUCUGGCCCAAGCAUCGCCUGCUCCUUCAGCGACGGCAUCUCCAGCGCCAGUGGCCGCAUCAGCGGCAUCAUCUACGCCAGCUCAAGCUACUGUCCCCACGCAAGCAGCAGCACCUCCCCCUCCAGCCACGAGCGCAGCAGUAUCUAGCCCUCCCCCUCCACCACCGCCCGACAACCCACCGCCAGCCCUUUCUCCUCCUCCUCCCCCUCCACCACCUCCCGCUGGCUCUCCGCCGCCGCCUCCUCCGCCUGUACCGGCAGCUGAGCCCGCCUCGUCUGACAGAGCGGGAGCAGAGCCUCAGCCGUCGUCGUAGGCGCUUACGCAUCGCAUUGGCAAGCCACGCAUCUCUAAAUGGGGACGCUCUUACGGUAGUGAAACAUUCGCUCUUUGCUCGCUUUCCUCGCCUCAUUCUGUUUGUAAUACUAUGCAGAUUCAGCCAG
This is a messenger RNA of Jaminaea rosea, 5298 nucleotides long. RefSeq lists its product as hypothetical. The record is from RefSeq and is a predicted model, not a curated record. NCBI's taxonomy places the organism in Eukaryota, Fungi, Basidiomycota, Exobasidiomycetes, Microstromatales. The transcript has a single exon. Gene Ontology annotation, biological process: regulation of ribosomal protein gene transcription by RNA polymerase II. The coding region runs from base 156 to 5171 and encodes 1671 amino acids. Gene Ontology annotation, cellular component: nucleus. Gene Ontology annotation, molecular function: protein binding; DNA-binding transcription factor activity; sequence-specific DNA binding.